GUUGAAGAAAUGCGGUCACAUUGCACGGGUUAUUAAUAAAAACGCCUUUUUAACUAAAUAAUUCAAUUAAUUUAACCGAAUAUAAUAAACGACCAGCAAAUCUACGCCAUCAUGAGCAAUACCGAGCCCGGUGUUGAAAGAUUCUCACCGGAGACAAUUCCCAAUUCGGAUAUGGAGGAUACCGGAAGAGCAGAAUCAACGGGCUACGCCAAAAUGGAGAAGGCGCAGAGCGCCAAAGAGGAGGAGCUGAUUUCGAUGGAAACGCUGCGCGAAUCGCCGGAACAGUGGCCGGAAAGGUUUCCGGGCAUCAACGAUUUCGUAACCAUGAGUCAUACACCGAUACACACGCCAAACGUUGAUCGUACACCGAACAUGACCAAAGAAGACAUGGACAAAAUUAAUCAGUUGAUGACGCUGACACCCGAUCAACUGUUGGAAAAGAUCAAAUCGAUGCAGGACGAGAUCUAUCAACUUGGUCUGCGGGAGUCCAAGGAAAUGACACGGGGCAAAAUAUUGGGCAUAUUUAAUCGGCCGGAAAAGGGGAAGAAAUGAGAAAAUAAUCGUUCCAAAUUCUGUUGCCGUAUUAAAUAUAUAGUUGAUUGAUUGAAUUUCUUCCAUACAAAUAUAAAUAUGCGAUUAGCGAUUAAAUAUAAUGCGUAGUAUUAGAAAAAUAAUUGUAAUAAAAGAUGAAUUUCUAUAAGUA
This is a messenger RNA of Drosophila grimshawi, 703 nucleotides long. RefSeq names its product protein lin-52 homolog. The record is from RefSeq and is a predicted model, not a curated record. Bases 112 to 552 code for a protein of 146 amino acids. The transcript is spliced from 2 exons. NCBI's taxonomy places the organism in Eukaryota, Metazoa, Arthropoda, Insecta, Diptera, Drosophilidae. Gene Ontology annotation, biological process: regulation of DNA-templated transcription. Gene Ontology annotation, cellular component: DRM complex.